This is a messenger RNA of Penaeus vannamei (Pacific white shrimp), 2810 nucleotides long. Lineage: Eukaryota; Metazoa; Arthropoda; Malacostraca; Decapoda; Penaeidae. The record is from RefSeq and is a predicted model, not a curated record.
AAGAGAAACACGGCGGGCUUUACGAGGCUAAUAAUUAUUCUUGUCACCUUGUGGGCCUCUUGUGACCAUUCUGAGGGCCUCUUUUGCCCAAGGACACUGCUGUCACAUAUGAAAAGUGUCUUUCAUUUUAUUGAGGAGCCAUUCAGCAUCAAAGAGCAGUAGAUUUUGAGUUAUGGUAUUAACAAAAAAUUAAUGCACAAAGGAUUUUUAAAUAUUUUAUAGUGUGCUUCUCCUUUUCUCUCAAGAGUAAAAGCUCAUUCUUGAAGUGGUAACCAAGUGACAAGAAAUGCCCAAUAAGAUUGCCCUCCAUGAAAUGGGCCCCUGAGACAAAAGAUUUUACGCACUGCACAUAUGAAAUUGGCAUAUAUACACAGACUGCUGAUUGGACAACCCUUUCUAAACAUUGUACAGUAUGAGUCCAAAAGGAAAAUCUGGUACUAGAAAGCAGCGGGUGGACUUAAAUAUUGCUCAGAAAUUGGAAAUUAUUAAGAAACUGGAUUCUGACAUAUCAGUGGAGAGCUUGUCUGAAGAGUAUGGAGUUAAAAAAGAAACAGUACUUGAUAUUUAUAAGGCUAAAGAUAAGAUCAUGGACUUUUAUGACAAGUACAGUGUAAGAGAAGGUUCGCAGGAAGAUGUCCAGGAUUGUAGUGCAGUGGAAGCUAGGAAACGAAUGAGAAUGAGUGAAUACAUCAUCAGUGGCAAAAAGAAAUGUUCAUACUGUAACAAGACAGUGGGUUCUCAAAGGGCUUUGAAGGCCCAUGAACGUCUACAUACUGGAAAGGGGAUCUUCCAGUGCUCUGUUUGUGGAAAAACCUGCCUCACAAAGGAAAGGUUCAUAGUUCACUUUAGAAUUCACACAGGAGAGAAACCUUUUGAGUGCUCACUCUGUGAUAAGAAAUUCAGUGACAAUUCAAGUUUGAAGAGGCAUGAAAAAAGACAUAACCCUGAUAUGCCUUAUCACUGUAUGAGUCCAAGAGGAAAAUCUGGUACUAGAAAGCAGCGGGUGGACUUAAAUAUUGCUCAGAAAUUGGAAAUAAUUAAGAAACUGGAUUCUGACAUAUCAGUGGAGAGCUUGUCUGAAGAGUAUGGAGUUACAAAAGAAACAGUACUUGAUAUUUAUAAGGCUAAAGAUAAGAUCAUGGACUUUUAUGACAAGUACAGUGUAAGAGAAGGUUCGCAGGAAGAUGUCCAGGAUUGUAGUGGAGUGGAAGCUAGGAAAAGAAUAAGAAUGAGUGAAUACAUCAUCAGUGGCAAAAGGAAUUGUUCAUACUGUAACAAGACAGUGAAAUCUCAAAGGGCUUUGAAGGCCCAUGAACGUCUACAUACUGGAAAGGGGAUCUUCCGGUGCUCUGUUUGUGGAAAGACCUGCCUCACAAAGGAGAAGUUCCUCAUUCACUUUAGGAUUCACACAGGAGAGAAACCUUUUGAGUGCUCACUCUGUCAUAAGAAAUUCAGUGACAAUUCAAGUUUGAAGAGGCAUGAGAAAACACACAAACCUGAUAUGCCAUAUCACUGUACAGUGUGCAAAGAAAAUUUUGAUUUAGCGACUGUUUACAGGGAGCAUUUAAAAUCUCAUGCUGAUUCCAAGAAGUUUAGCUGUGCAAACUGUGAUAUGAAAUUUAAUUCAAAGGGCAACCUUUUACGCCACAUCAAGAUUCAUACAGGGGAAAAGACCUUCAAAUGUUCACUUUGUGACAAAUCCUUUAAUCAGAAAUCUUAUUUGAAAAGGCAUUUGAGGAUUCACACGGGUGAUAAGGUAUCAUGUUCCCAGUGCAACAAAACAUUUAACACCCCUUCUAAUCUCAGGAUACAUGAAAGGGUACACACAGGUGAAAAGCCUUAUGAGUGUUCAUACUGUGGCAAGAAAUUUGUUCAUAGUUCAAAUUGCAAAGUGCAUGAAAGAAUUCACAAAAAUGAGAGACCUUUUGAAUGUGUACCCUGCAAAAAAAGUUUCCAUACAAAAGCUAAGUUGGAGAGACAUGAAGAAACUCAAAGACAUAAAGAGGUACACAGCAAGGUUCCUCAUGUUCGUUUGGGAAGUUCAGAAGGCAAAGAAAAAUCAAUCAGUCCUGCACCAAUAAGAAAAUAUUUCAAGCUUGAGCAAAGUGAAGAGGCAGAUAAAUUUUUGACUUUUGGGCAGGAAGAACCGGAAUCUUUCACAGACGAUAGCAAUUUUAUGCUUGACUCCACUAUAAAAUAUAGUCACUCUGUGCAUGGCUCUCCUGAAAAAGGUAGUCCCUCUAUCUGUAAAUCUCCCAUGAAAUAUAGCUACUCUAUGCAUGAAACACCCCCAAAACAUAGUUACCUGAUGUAUGAAUGUCCACCAGAGGACUUUCACUCUAAGCCUAAUGCUGAUGCAGAAAUUAGUCAGUCUAAGUGUGAAUCUCCAUCAAAGAAUAAUCAUUCCAAGCAUGGAUCCCAACCAAAGAACAGUCUUUCCAAGUGUGAGUUUCGCACUGGGGAAAACCGACCAAAGAAACUAGUUCAGAAUAAGAUAUCCUCUUUUUUUCCAACCAAGGAAAUAAUUAGAUCUGAAAAGGAGCUUCACCCAAAAAAAAACUUCCCUGAUGCUACUAAAUCAAAGGACGACUGGAGAGUUUUUGUUUCUAUAUUGAUUGUCAAUAUGGAAGCUUGUUUGAAACGCCAGGACUCAGAGAAAGGAUGAUUAGUGUCAGAGUAAAUGAGUGAGUGAACCUAUAUGCACAUGAUUUAGUUAACUUACAGAAAAGUGUACAGAGUUGUUUCUUUACGCAUUGUGAUAUUGCAGUAGGAUGUGCUUAGUCUUUAUGGAAAUAAAAAAUCUUGUUAUU